UAUGGUCACACUAACCAAACAAUUGUAAACAAAUAUAUUGUAUAUUUUUAAUUUGGAAACUCAGUCAUGUCUAACGAUAAGCGAACGGUUUAUGUCGGCGGCCUGGCUGACGAAGUUACAGAGAGAUUGCUCAACAAUGCCUUUAUACCAUUCGGUGACAUUGCGGACAUCCAAAUGCCUGUGGACUACGAAUCGCAGCGCCACAGAGGCUUCGCCUUUAUUGAAUAUGAGCAAGGAGAAGAUGCCGCCUCUGCCAUUGACAACAUGAAUGACUCUGAGCUGUGUGGCCGGACAAUACGCGUUAAUCUGGCCAAGCCGGUGCGCGUGAAAGAAGACAGUUUCAAGCCCGUUUGGGCGGAUGACGACUGGUUGCAGAAGCAUGCUGGUGCUACAUUGCAGCCGGAGGGCGGUCCAGAGGAAGAGAAAACAGAGACCCCUUCCACAGGACCCGCCGUCAUUGAAAAGGCCGAGAAACGCAACCCACAAGUGUUCUUCGAUGUAAGAAUAGGCGGGAACGAUGCCGGGCGCAUCGUGAUGCUUCUCCGUGCAGAUGUGGUGCCUAAGACGGCGGAAAACUUUCGCCAGUUGUGUACACAUGAGCAGGGCUAUGGCUACAAGGGCUGCUCCUUCCACCGCGUGAUUCCAGAGUUUAUGUGCCAAGGAGGCGACUUUAGCAACAACAACGGCACAGGCGGCAAGUCGAUAUACGGAAAAAAGUUUAAUGACGAGAACUUCACCCUGAAACACAAUAGUUUUGGUACCUUGUCUAUGGCCAAUUCGGGAGCCAACACAAAUGGCUCACAGUUCUUCAUCUGCACCACCAAAACCGACUGGUUGGACAAUAAGCAUGUGGUUUUCGGUCACGUUAUUAGCGGGGCAGAUGUUGUCCGCAAGAUGGAACGAUGUGGCACCAAAUCCGGCACACCAAACCAGAAAAUUGUCAUCUACGCCUGUGGCGAACUAAAAUAAAGUCACCUUAUUAUAUUUA
This is a messenger RNA of Drosophila bipectinata, 988 nucleotides long. It is a transcript of the gene cyp33, whose product is annotated as peptidylprolyl isomerase cyclophilin-33. Lineage: Eukaryota; Metazoa; Arthropoda; Insecta; Diptera; Drosophilidae. Gene Ontology annotation, biological process: protein peptidyl-prolyl isomerization; protein folding. The record is from RefSeq and is a predicted model, not a curated record. Gene Ontology annotation, molecular function: peptidyl-prolyl cis-trans isomerase activity; RNA binding. Gene Ontology annotation, cellular component: intracellular membrane-bounded organelle.